AACGGCUACAGCCUGCACCCGCCUUACUUCAACCUGGCCGAGGGCACCAAGAUCUCGGCCACCGCGACCUGCGGCGAGGAAGACGCCGGCGCGAAGAGCCCCCCCCGCUCGGUGGAAGACUUGUAUUGCAAACUCGUGGGAGGGCCGGUCGCGGGAGGGGAGCCCAACCAGACCAUCCAGGGGCAGUAUUGUGACAUCUGUUCUUCAGCCAACAGCAACAAAGCCCACCCCAUCACUAAUGCUAUCGACGGGACCGAACGUUGGUGGCAGAGUCCUCCUCUGUCUCGCAGGCUGGAAUUCAACGAGGUCAAUGUCACCUUAGAUCUGGGACAGCUGUUCCAUGUGGCCUAUGUACUCAUCAAAUUUGCAAAUUCCCCUCGUCCAGACUUGUGGGUACUCGAGCGGUCAACUGAUUUUGGACUCACUUAUGACCCUUGGCAGUACUUUGCCUCUUCCAGGAGAGAUUGCAUAGAGAAAUUUGGCCUCAAGAGUUCAGAGAAGAUUACCAAAGAUGAUGAUGUCAUUUGUACCACUGAAUAUUCCCGCAUUGUGCCCUUGGAAAACGGGGAGAUUGUGGUUUCCUUGGUGAAUGGGCGUCCAGGAGCCAUGAAUUUCUCUUAUUCCCCUCUUCUGCGGAAUUUCACCAAAGCGACGAAUAUUCGCUUGCGCUUCUUGCGAACCAACACUCUCCUUGGACACCUGAUGGGGAAGGCCUUGAGGGAUCCUACUGUGACCAGGAGGUAUUACUACAGCAUCAAAGAUAUCAGCAUUGGAGGACGCUGUGUUUGCCACGGUCAUGCUGACGUCUGUGAUGCCAAGGACCCUGCAGAUCCUUAUAGGUUACAGUGUGACUGUCAACACAACACCUGUGGUGGGUCAUGUGAUCACUGUUGCCCAGGCUUCAACCAGUUGCCUUGGAAACCAGCCACUACUGACAGUGCCAACGAAUGUGAACCCUGUAAUUGCAAUGGCCAUGCCUACGAUUGUUAUUAUGACCCAGAGGUUGACCGUCUGAAGGCCAGCAAGAACCGUAAUGACCGUUUUGAAGGAGGUGGUGUCUGCAUUGACUGUCAGCAUCAUACAACAGGCGUUAACUGUGAGAGGUGCAGCCCAGGAUAUUAUAAAUCCCCAGAUCAUUCCAUAGAUUCACCUUAUAUUUGCUACCGCUGCAACUGUGACUCAGACUUUACCGAUGGCACUUGUGAGGACUUCACUGGCCGCUGCUACUGCAAGCCAAACUACUCGGGGGAACACUGUGAUGCUUGUGCAGACAAUUACGUGGACUUCCCACAUUGCUACUCCAUGUCUAUUUCAUCUUACAAUGCUACUGGAGAGCAAGUCCUCCCAGCUGGGCAGAUAAUAAACUGUGACUGCAAUGUUGCUGGAACAAGAGGGAACACCUGCAGGAAAGAUGCUCAAACUGGAUUGUGUUUGUGCAAACCUAACUUUCAAGGGACACAAUGUGAUCAGUGUGUAUCUGGCUACUAUGGACCAAGUUGCCAACCUUGCCAGUGCUCAGGCCCUGGAUUCUAUGAAGGCACGUGCGACAACGAGACUGGACAGUGCCUGUGUCGAACUGGGUUUGAAGGCUAUUUAUGCAAUCAAUGUGCUCCUGGCUAUUUCAACUACCCACUCUGUCAACUUUGUGGCUGCAGUGCUGUUGGGACCUUGCCCGAAGGCUGUGACGCUUCUGGGAAAUGCUACUGUAGGCCUGAAUAUGAUGGACUUCAUUGUGACCAGUGCAGUUUUGGAUAUCACUCCUACCCUCACUGCCAAGCUUGUUCUUGUGACCUUCGGGGCUCAGUAGACAGUACUUGCAAUCCCAUUGGUCAAUGCAACUGCCGUUCAAAUUAUGUUGGCCAAACAUGCAACCAGUGUGCCCCAGGCUUUUAUGGGUUUCCUUCUUGUACAGCUUGUCACUGUUCCAUAGAAGGCUCUCUUUAUGGCACCUGUGAUCAAGAAACAGGGCAGUGUAGUUGCCGUCCUGGAGUAAGUGGGCUGCGCUGUGACACCUGCAUUCCUGGGGCGUAUGGAUUCCCAGACUGUGAAGUGGGAUCUUGCAACCCUGCAGGGCUUGUACAUGAAGACCAUUCCCUGCCCAUGGGUUCCUGUGAAUGUCGGGCAUAUGUGGAAGGCUGCCAAUGCAAUACCAUGGGAACGAUGGCAGGUGUUGCUGAAUGCCAACAAGGCAACGGACACUGUUUCUGCAAGCCAAACAUUUGUGGCCAGAUGUGUUCUACUUGUAAAGAAGGAUACUUCAAUCUGGAGAGUGGUAAUUACUUUGGCUGUGAAGGAUGCCGCUGUGACAUCGGUGGAUCGGUUGGUCCUUUGUGUGAGGAGAAGACGGGAGCUUGUCAGUGCAGGCAGAAUACCAAGGGACCUACAUGCUCUGAACCAGCAGAAGGCUAUUAUGUCCCUGACCUUCACCACCUGAAAUAUGAGCUGGAAGAAGGGACCACAGUGGAUGGCAGGCCAGUUCGCUUUGGCUACAGUCCGUUGGAAUUUGAGGAUUUCAGUUGGAGAGGAUAUACACAAAUGUCUCCCAUCCAGAACAAAGUCAAGGUCGCAAUCCACGUACGAGAAGGAGAGCUCUAUCUCUUUCAUGUCAUCUUGAGAUACAUUAAUCCAGGAAGUGCCACGGUAUUUGGCAAAAUCACAGCUUCUCAGCCACGAAAACGAGGUACUGAACAGACUAAGCAGAUUGUGUUUGGGCCAACAAAAGAGCCAACGUUUGUCACUGUUCCUCAUCACAGCUUUGGAGAACCAUUUGUGCUGAGUCCUCAUGUUUGGUCUCUGAUCAUUGAAGCUGAAGGCGUCCUGCUGGAUUAUCUAGUCCUGCUACCCAGCUCAUAUUAUGAGGCUCCUAUAUUACAACUCAAAGUAUCAGAUCCUUGUACUUAUAGCCCAGCUCCUGAACAUGUGGGUCAAAAUUGCUAUAUAUAUAAGUAUGUGCCUGUGGAGCAGUUCCCCUUUGGGUCAGGGGAAGAUGCUUUGUGCAAGUUGGACAACAACUUACCAAGACCGUGUCCUAUACAGCAGAUCUUUCCUACGUACCCCAAAUUGGUGAUGUGCAAUGGUGCUCAUGUGGAAGUACAACUGUUAAUUUCUGUACCCCAGUCAGGGAGAUAUGUGCUUCUGAUGGAAUAUGCCAAUGAAGGUACUCCACAGACAAUUGACGUAUCUGUGAGGACACCACAGCUUGCCACUCAGCUGGGCACUCUCACAGCAUACACCUGCAAAUACAGUUUCCUUUGCCGUGGGAUAGUUUUAGAUUCUCUAAAUCGCUUGGCAGUGUUUGAACUUGUCACAGAGGCUACGGUUCAGCUCACUGCAGAUCAGGCCCGUUUCUUCCUGUACAAAGCGUACUUGAUCCCAUACGAACAAUUCACUGUGGAGUUUUUGGAGCCAAAGGUUCAUUGCAUCAGUGUUCAUGGAACAUUUUCACUGAACAGUAGUUCCUGUAUCCCAUCCAGAUAUCAGAAGAUUUCGCAAUCAGUUGUCCUGGAGGAAGGACAGUUACUACUCAUUGCUCCAGACUUCCCCCUAAUUCAUGCUUUUAGUAUCCCACCAGAAGGCAGUCCCCCAGCUUCUCCACCUCACCCUCCAACUUUGAUUGACUCCUCUGCAGAACUCAUUUUCUUAAGGGCUCCCCAGACAGCUGUUGUGUUAAGUGGCCAUAUUCAGAGUCCAGGACGCUACGCCUUCAUCCUGCACUGUUAUCAGCCCAGUCACCCAACUUUCCCUGUUGAAGUAUUGAUCAAUGGAGGACGGAUUUGGCAGGGACAAGCUAAUGCUACUUUCUGCCCACAUGGAUAUGGUUGCCGGAGUCUGGUGGUUGCAGAGAACCGAAUUGUUCUGGAUAUCACUGAUAAUGACCUGAGUGUAAUAAUCCGUGUGCCAGAGGACCAGCAUCUUUGGGUGGUAUGUUUCUAGCUUAAAAAUCCUUGUCCUAUCUUUGAAUGUUCAC
Python bivittatus (Burmese python) is the source of this 3967-nucleotide messenger RNA. The record is from RefSeq and is a predicted model, not a curated record. Lineage: Eukaryota; Metazoa; Chordata; Lepidosauria; Squamata; Pythonidae.